AUGGAAAUUAUUUCAUCCAAGCGAUUCAAUUUAUUGACUUUUGCCACUUUAAGCUUAUUGACAUCAAACAUCUUUUGUGCAGAUGAUUUAAUGAUAACCAAUCCUCACAGCAAAGAAAAUUAUGACAAAUAUUUUGAGCCUAGAGGAGACGCCAAAGGGGAAAAGGAAAGAGGCCUCAAUUCUGAAGAAUUAAAAGACUGGGAACCAAAAAACAUCAUUAAGAUGACUACACCUGCAGUCAACAAAAUGCUACGCUCAGUCACCUACUUGCCCCUGAGAUUUGGGAGGACCACGGAAGAACAAAGUCCUGCACCAAUGGCCAACUUGCCCCUGAGACUUGGAAGAAAUAUGGGGGGAAGCAUCCUGAGACGUGUUCCUAAUCUGCCCCAAAGGUUUGGGAGAAUGGUAGCGGCCAAUAGUGUCACUCAGGCAUUGAGUGAUUUAAUCCAACAAUCCAUGGAUUCACCAUCCAUCAGUGAGUUACUUUCCUCCAUGACCUGCCAGUCCCAAGAAAUCCAGAAUCCUGGCCAAAAUCUCCCAAGGAGGCUGGGAUUCAAGAAAAUAGAUGAUGCAGAAUUGAAACAAGAAAAGUAA
This is a messenger RNA of Orycteropus afer afer, 594 nucleotides long. RefSeq names its product neuropeptide VF precursor (gene NPVF). Gene Ontology annotation, biological process: neuropeptide signaling pathway; negative regulation of gonadotropin secretion. The transcript has 3 exons. Lineage: Eukaryota; Metazoa; Chordata; Mammalia; Tubulidentata; Orycteropodidae. Gene Ontology annotation, molecular function: signaling receptor binding. The record is from RefSeq and is a predicted model, not a curated record. The coding region runs from base 1 to 594 and encodes 197 amino acids.